AUGUCCAGAAAGAGAAAAGUUGAUGCAGACGGAAGAGUGUUUCAAGAAAGAUGGGAAGGCGAAUACUUGUUUGUGCUUCAAGGAGAAAGACCGGUAUGUCUUUUGUGUUACGAGGCGGUGUCGGUUGUCAAAGAGUACAAUCGUUGUCGACAUUUUGACACCAAACACGAAGCUAAAUACACUAAAGCUAGCCUUCAAGAAAAGCAACAAAUUGCCCAAGAAUUAAAAGGCAAACUGCGGUCGCAGCAGAGUAUGUUCAUGAAAUCCAAAGCCAAAAACGAGGCCGCGGUGAAAGCUAGCUUCAUUGUGGCUGGAGAAAUCGCCCAUGCUUCCAAGUCUUUUUCAGAGGGAGCGUUUUUGAAGCAGUGCAUGCUGAAGGUGUGUGAGCAGGUGUGUCCCGACCAGUUACAGACUUUUAAAAAUGUCAGUUUAUCAAGAAACACCAUCGCCGACCGAGUGAAGGAACUAGCAGAAAAUCUUACAACACAGCUGGCCGAGGAGACACGCAGCUACACAGCUUUUUCAUUAGCUGUUGACGAAAGCACAGAUAACACGGACACAGCGCAGUUAUCAAUUUUUAUUAGAGGCGUAAAGUCGGACCUCUCUAUCACUGAGGAGCUGUUGGAUGUGGUUGCAAUGCAUGAGACCACGACGGGACAGGACAUUUUUGAUGCGGUGGAGAAGUCCGUAAGUAAAAAUGCAUUGCAGUGGGAAAACUUGGUAGGAUUAACUACAGACGGUGCACCGGCAAUGUGUGGAGGAAAAGUGGGCUUGGUUGGACUAAUGAAGGGGAAAAUGCAAAAAAUGAACUGUCACACGCCUCUGAUAACGUAUCAUUGCAUUAUCCAUCAAGAAGCUUUAUGUGGGAAGGUGCUGGGGAUGGAGGACAUUGUGACCACAGUCAUGAAAACAGUGAACUUCAUUCGGGCGCGUGGCCUGAAUCACCGUCAGUUCCAGCAGUUUUUGCUGGAGAUGGGCUCAGAACACGGGGAUGUGCCGUACCAUACAGAAGUGCGUUGGCUGAGUAGGAGCAAAGUCCUCAAGCGAUUUUUUGAGCUCAGGGAAGACAUUGCUCUUUUUAUGGAGAAAAAAGGAAAACCCAUGUCUGAACUAUCAGAUCCAAAAUGGAUGUGUGACUUUGCUGUGUUGUGUGACAUAACCGACCAUCUCGCCCAGCUGAAUCAGAAGCUGCAGGGACGGAAACAAGUCAUCACGCAGAUGUCCGACAUGAUCACGGCUUUCCAGCGUAAAUUGGACUUAUGGAUGUGGCAAGUGAAACAGGACAAUCUUGUCCACUUUCCUGUUUGUCAGAGCAUGUCAGCCUCAUUUCCUGAGACUUUUUCAUGUACUCAGUUGGCUACCAAACUGAGCUGGUUAAAGACUGAGUUUGAUCGGCGCUUCUCUGACUUCAGAGCACAACAGUCUGGCUUUGACAUCUUUGCCAAUCCUUUCACCACCGAUGUCUGCACUGCACCCCAACACCUUCAGAUGGAGCUAAUUGAGCUUCAAAGCGACAGUGGCCUGAGAGCAAAGUUCCAGGAUGCUGCAAUCCAGGACUUUUACCGUCUGCUGCCCCCUGGUUUGAUGCCACAGCUUCGACUUCAUGCUGCCCGUGUUCUGUCCAUGUUUGGGAGCACCUAUCUGUGCGAACAGUUUUUUUCCAUAAUGAAUCUGAACAAAAACAAGCACAGAUCACGCCUCACGGAUGACAAUCUCCAUGCUGUUUUACGCGUUGCCUCAGCACAGGACCUAAAACCAGACAUUGACACACUGGCAACAGGAAAACGGUGUCAGGCAUCUGGUCAGAAAACACACAGGUAA
Messenger RNA from Chelmon rostratus (copperband butterflyfish), 1821 nucleotides. RefSeq names its product general transcription factor II-I repeat domain-containing protein 2B-like. Lineage: Eukaryota; Metazoa; Chordata; Actinopteri; Chaetodontiformes; Chaetodontidae. The record is from RefSeq and is a predicted model, not a curated record.